Tuber aestivum (summer truffle) is the source of this 2533-nucleotide messenger RNA. The record is from the annotation of a GenBank genome assembly. NCBI's taxonomy places the organism in Eukaryota, Fungi, Ascomycota, Pezizomycetes, Pezizales, Tuberaceae.
GAUGGGCAACGUCCCCUGGGAAGAUCAGGAUAUACACGCACAAAAUGUCAAAUACAAUUUAUACAAACUUGCCUCAAUUUGUCGUUGACCAUAAUAAAUGGCGUUUCUCACUCCUUUGUCAACUUAUCCUGACUUUCUUUAUGCUGGUAUCUUGCUCACUACUGGUAUUGCUUUUCUAGGACUACGCCAGACGGACUUUGCAACGUUUAUCAUACCGAAACAAUUAAAUGGACUGGGACCUGGCUUCCCUGAAAUUCAGUCUAUGAACAUGGAGAUUUCUAUUUGGGCGCACUUUGACAAGCCGUGGUGCUGGUCAUUCUAUACAGGUGCUUCCCGUGUUUCAUUACGGAUAUUGCGCCCUGCUUGCUCUUCACCUCAAAAGAGCGAGGCGACUGUUUUGGAGAUCUAACGCCGACAGCCAGUUCACCUGGGCCUAGAAAAUAUCAGUAGCCUAUGGGGCCAUUGGAGGCGAAGGUUUAUUAUAAAUCCCCCAAGGUGUUCACUAGAGGUAAGAGACAAAGCACCGGAGGAUAAGCCGAUUGUACGGGCUGAAAGCGCCCCCGGUUCAGAGGCCUAUUGAGUACCGACCGAUGAUCCUAUUUGCUAUCCGAAAGAUCUAUCCGCCACGGUUGGCCCCGAGUAGGAAGUGCGGAACAAAGCUAGAGUUCUGCUGCUCUCACUCAUUGAAGUUCUCAGGAACAAGGUUCAGUGGACCAUCCUCAAGCUUUGAUCGUAUGAGACCGAGUAAAGCAGCGGUUUGUUCUAGCAAUUGAGCGACGUUGGAGGCGAAACAGAGGUGGAUACAAUACAAUUGUGGAGACCCCACGAGGUCGCAGGGGUGUCAAUUCGAUGGUGCAAUCCCAACAAGACGUCGUGUAACAGGGGGCCCCUGUGGUAGAGCAGUCCAAAGCUAAAAGGAGCGGGACCCUCGACCAAAAGUUUUUUUUUUCUUUCACUCCUCACCUUCAACCUCACUCCGUCCACCACUCUUACUAGCACACAAACUGCUCGGGCACUUCAAUAACAAUCUCUCAAGCCACCUUUUUACUUGAAUUUAGCGACCCUUUCAACCCAUCCUAUAUUCAGAAUGCCUUCCACAUUCUUGUUCACUUCGGAGUCCGUCGGUGAGGGACAUCCCGACAAAAUUGCGUGAGUGGUCACCUAUCAUGCUCCUGUCGUUGCGGGUGGCCGUUUGCUAUUUCUGUGGAAUCUAACAGCGAGACAGUGACCAGGUCUCCGACGCCGUCCUCGAUGCUUGUCUUGCGGAGGAUCCCUUGUCGAAGGUUGGUUACCGCAUAAUUUUCUCGCCGUGACUCGAGUGCUGACGGUAAUUUUCAGGUUGCUUGUGAGACCGCCACCAAGACUGGUAUGGUUAUGGUCUUCGGUGAAAUCACCACCAGUGCGAGGCUUGACUACCAAAAGAUCAUCCGUGGCGCCAUCAAGGAUAUUGGAUACGAUGAUUCCAGCAAGGGCUUUGAUUACAAGACCUGCAACGUUCUUGUUGCCAUCGAAGAGCAGUCUAAGGAUAUCGCUACCGGUGUUCACAUCGACAAGGCUCUUGAAGAUCUAGGUGCUGGCGAUCAGGGCAUCAUGUUCGGCUAUGCCACCGAUGAGACCCCCGAGCUUUUGCCGUUGACUGUUGUGCUUGCACACAGACUCAAUGCCGACAUGUCUGCGGCUCGCCGUGACGGAAGCCUCCCUUGGCUUAGACCUGACACUAAGACCCAGGUCACUGUUGAGUACGAGCAUGAUGGUGGUGCUGUUAUCCCCAAGCGUGUUGACACUGUCGUUGUUUCUGCCCAGCAUUCUGAGGAUAUCACCACCGAGGAACUGAGAAAGGAGAUUUUGGAGAAGAUUGUCAAGAAGAGCAUCCCGGCCAAGUACCUGGAUGAGAAGACUAUCUACCAUGUUUGUCCCUCGUUCUUGAAGCUUAUUUGCUUGAUCGCUCACCCUCUAUAUAGAUUCAACCCUCUGGCCAAUUCAUCAUCGGCGGUCCCCAGGGUGAUGCCGGCCUCACCGGUAGAAAGAUCAUUGUUGACACGUACGGAGGAUGGGGUGCUCACGGAGGUGGCGCUUUCUCCGGGAAGGAUUUCUCCAAAGUCGAUCGCUCUGCCGCCUAUGUUGGCCGCUGGAUUGCUAAGUCCUUGGUUGCUGCUGGCCUUGCCAGACGUGCCCUUGUCCAGCUUUCCUACGCCAUCGGCGUCGCUCGCCCGCUUUCCAUCUUUGUACGUCAGCUAUCCUACCACUUCCCCUGAACAAUUUUUGACUGACAAUCCAAUAGGUUGAUACGUAUGGCACCUCCAACAAGACCAGCGAAGAAUUGGUGGAGAUUAUCAACAAGAACUUCGACUUGAGGCCCGGUGUGAUUGUCAAAGAGCUUGAUUUGGCCAAGCCAAUCUACUUCCAAACCGCAAAGAAUGGUGAGCUGCCCUCUGCUCUCGGCUUGUUUGAUAACUUUCUAACAUUCCCUCUCCAAGGUCACUUCACCAACCAGAACUUCUCCUGGGAGAAGCCCAAGAAGCUUGUGAUUUAA